Diplodia corticola is the source of this 1719-nucleotide messenger RNA. RefSeq names its product translation initiation factor eif-2b subunit gamma. The record is from RefSeq and is a predicted model, not a curated record. The transcript has 3 exons. NCBI's taxonomy places the organism in Eukaryota, Fungi, Ascomycota, Dothideomycetes, Botryosphaeriales, Botryosphaeriaceae. Gene Ontology annotation, cellular component: guanyl-nucleotide exchange factor complex; eukaryotic translation initiation factor 2B complex. The coding region runs from base 1 to 1719 and encodes 572 amino acids. Gene Ontology annotation, molecular function: translation initiation factor activity; guanyl-nucleotide exchange factor activity. Gene Ontology annotation, biological process: biosynthetic process; cytoplasmic translational initiation.
AUGCCUCACGCCAACAUGCCUGCACCGGGCUUCCAGGCGCUGAUCCUUUGCGGACCUGGCGUCUCUCUGGACACCUUCACCUCCAGCCCGAAGGACUUCCCUAAAGCCCUGGUCCCCAUCGCCAAUCGCCCCAUGGUCUGGUAUCCGCUGGAGUGGUGUUAUCGCAUGGGAAUUACGAAUAUCACUCUGGUCACUCCUCCGGAAUCCGCCGAAGCUCUUGAAGCCGCCUUAUCCCAGAAUCCGCAUUUGACCUCUUUGCCUUCCCCGAAGCCCGAUAUCCUUGCCCCGGAGGACCUGACGCAGACCACCGGAACCGGAGAGCUGUUCAGGAUAAAAGAGGUCCAGGAUAUCAUCGAGGGAGACUUCAUUGUCUUGCCGUGUGACUUGGUGUGCGAGCUGGACGGCGCAAGCUUGUUGGAGUCCUGGAUGAUUGAGCAGGGGGGCCUUGGCGGGGCUACCGGUGGUAAGGGAACCAACAACUUCAUUCCGAUGAGCACCGGAGGUGAAAAGAGCGGAAGGAGGGGCGGCAUGGGCGUGUGGUACCAGACCAAAGGGGAGCACGCUGUGAAGGGCGAAGAGACCGAUUUCAUUGCGACAACCCCGUUACCCAAGUCCGUUGUGCCGCCGCAUUCUGGAUCGCUACGCCCGAGCCUAGCCAACCUGGUCUACUCAAUUCCCACAGACGUGUUGAACGAUAUUACCGAGACCAAAAACUUCCCCAUCAGACACACACUGCUCAAGAAGCAUGGAAGAGUCAGGAUGUUGACAACAACUCGCGACUCCCACGUCUACUUUUUCCCGUAUUGGGUGCUGGAAAUGAUCAAGAAGAACGAGAAGUUCGAUUCGCUUAGCGAUGCUCUGGGGUGGUGGGCAAAGGCUGGGUGGCAGUCCGGGCUGGGGGAAAAGCUCGGUCUAGGCGAGAUCCUGCGCCCCUCGGAGAGCGAGGAUGGGGAUGAUAUCAUGGCCGCCACUAGCAUUCUCCAGGAUGAUAUCGAUAUUGCAAGCCUCAGCAGCACAUUCCAACACAAGAUCAACUCCGGAGAGCCACAGCCAAUUUUUGCCUCAAGAGUAGUAGAUCCGGAUAGCCCAUCCCUUCAAGUUACCCCGCCCGAUGUUGAAUCCCACCUCGAAGUUCCUCCUAUCAUUGCCUACGUCCAGCCGACCGAGGUCUCUGCGCCUUUCAUCCGCCGGGUCGAUACGGCCGCCCUUCUUCUGAACGUUUCGCUACGCCUGGCCAAGCUGCCAUCGAUCGAGGAAGCCGGCAAAGGCGCUGCCUCCCCCUUCGCUCACCCGGCUAAGAUUGCGCACCCCGACUCUGUGCCUAAAAGAUGCCGCGUCGAGGCCGAGAACAGUCUCAUUGCUGAGAACGUUAUCAUCGAAGAGAAGUGCAACAUCAAGGAGUCGGUCAUUGGCGCGAACUGCAAAAUCGGCACCGGCGCGCGCCUGCAGCGGUGCUUGCUGAUGGAUGGCGCCGAGGUCGGCGAGAAUUGCCAGCUUACUGGCUGCAUAUUGGGCAGGAGGUGUAAGAUCGAAGGUGGCCCGGCGAAGUCGGAAGAGAAGACCAUUCUGAAGGACUGUGAGGUGCAAGAGAGCCACGUUGUCGAGUGGGGCAAGGAAUGGAAGGAUGAAAAGUUCAAGCGUUUUGGUGGGGACCUGGAUGAAGAUGAAGGUGAUGAUGCAUUUGGAGGAGAUGACGGCACGGAUGAUAUGAUGGCGUAA